AUGCUUUCGUACGAUGCUGCCAUGCCCACCAACAAGGGCCACAACAUGCCCUCGCCGCCAGAGUCGUUACAGGACGGUCUGACCAACGCCUCCCCCGCCAAGGACAUGGUGCUACCCCCCAACACCAGCCACUCCAGCCCUCACGCCUACAAGCAUCACCACAUCUGGCUAGUUACCGGACCGGCGGGAUGUGGCAAGACGACCGUGGCCAGUCACCUGGCAAAAACUCUCGACCUUCCUUAUGUCGAGGGAGAUUCCUACCACCCUCCUGCCAACAUUGAGAAGAUGGCCAACGGCAUCCCCCUCACUGACGCCGACCGCUGGGACUGGCUGACGGUUCUGCGAGAUGAGUCCAUCAGCCGCAUCGACGCCGGCGCCGACGGCGUCAUCCUCACCUGCUCCGCCCUCAAGCGCAAGUACCGCGACGUCAUUCGUGUGGCCUCUUACUACAACCCCAACCUCCUGAUCCACUUCAUCUACCUCGACGCCACCGAGGACCUCCUGCUGCAGCGCGUCGGCGCCCGCCAGGGUCACUAUAUGGGCGCCAACAUGGUCCACAGCCAGAUGGACACCCUCGAGAGACCCUCGGCCGACGAGCGUGACGUCAGCAAGGUCGACGUCAGCCAGUCCAUGGAGAAGGUCAAGCAAGACGCUCUCAACUACGUCGUCAAGGCCAUGGCCGAGGAUGAGGCUGAAAUCCGCCAAUGA
Messenger RNA from Geosmithia morbida, 708 nucleotides. RefSeq names its product gluconokinase. Lineage: Eukaryota; Fungi; Ascomycota; Sordariomycetes; Hypocreales; Bionectriaceae. Gene Ontology annotation, molecular function: gluconokinase activity. The transcript has 2 exons. The coding region runs from base 1 to 708 and encodes 235 amino acids. Gene Ontology annotation, cellular component: cytoplasm. The record is from RefSeq and is a predicted model, not a curated record.